UUUAACACCCAGCAGCAGCAGCAGCAGCAACCCCGGUGGAGGGGAGGCUUUGCUCCUUCUUCGCCUAGUGGGCUCCCUCUCUCUCUGUUGCAGGCUGCAGCCCUCCUUCUCCGCCUGGUCCUCCCUGGAGCACGACCUGCUCUCUCUCUCUGCCCCAGACCCCCUCCCCAACAGAAGAGGCGAGGAAGGAGGGCUCCUUGGCGCCACAGCCUCCCUCAGAGAAGCCACACAAGGCUUCCCAGGUGGGGAAAGGAAGAAGGACCCACUGAAAGCAGCAGCAGGAGGAAGGGUGCCCCCCCCCCAGCAGCCCUUCUUCAAGCCAAGCCAAGCUGCUGCUGCUGCUCUGGCGAGCUGGCUUUCAUGGAGAGUACCUGAAGCCUGGGGCGCCUGGGGGCUCCUGUUUUCGGCUAGCACUCCGCUGCUCGGACAAAUGCAGACAAAUGCAUUGGGGAGCUCAAAGGCCAAGGAGUGGAAGCAGCUCUCCCCCAGCAGCAAGGAAAGCUGUCCUCCUUUUUCUUACAACAUGUAUAAUUGUGGGUGCUACACAAAUACACGAAAAAGGCACCGAUGUUCUUCAUCAUUUAGGCCUAAGAGGGCAUUAUCCAUCCACUGGGACUACAGUGCCCUUGUCACAUAUUUCAUUGCCUCAGGGGGUUCACCUAACUGCCUCAGGAGUUGUUUUAUGCACAACAGCAGACAUUGAGGUUCCCAUCCCUCAAGUGAUAGCAUCAAGUCUAGGCAUCCAGUUCACUGUACUGAUAAGCCUACGCUCUAAAAAAGUGAACAAUGCCUUUCUCUUCAGUAUUAGAAGUAAAAAUAGACUGCAGUUUGGUGUACAAUUGCUUCCAAGGAAGAUAACAGUACACACUGGUGGGAAACACUCUGUAAAUUUUGAUUACAGUGUUCAUGAUGAACAGUGGCACACAUUUGCUAUUGGUGUCACAGAAAAGACAGUAUCCCUGUAUACCCAAUGUGGGAAGAAGCACUGGAGUAAGGAGAUUCUUUCUAAAAUACCACAAUUUGAUUCACAUAGUUUGUUUACCUUAGGAAGGAUGAACUCCCAGUCAGUCAACUUUGAAGGAAUAAUAUGUCAGUUGGAUGUUAUCCCCUCUGCACAAGCCUUGGCAAGCUAUUGUAAAUAUGUGAGACAACAGUGUCGCCAAGCUGACACCUAUCGAUCUCAGCUAGCGUCUUCAGACACAUCACUUGGGAUGGUUCCAAGCAAACAGUUCAAUGAAGAAACCCAAUCAAAUUACAUGCCACUAAAUAUAUGGAAAGAUGACCUGUGCCUUCAUAACAGUUCCACCUCUCCAGAAUCCCUAGCGACAACUUCUCUCUCGGCCCCUUUUCACUUAGGGAAUGUUACUGCACUGGAAACUGUAUCUGUACCAGACAACCAACAAAUUGUGAAUAUUUCGAAAAAUCAUCAGCAAGAUUUCAGCAAAAUAAAAGAUGGCUUCCAGACGAUCACAAACUUGCCUCUAAACCUUACAGACAAUAUCACAGAAGAUACAAGGAGGAGAACUUACACCGAUAUUCUCUUUUCUAUAAGGCAAACUAAAACAAAGAAUAUGCUGGAAAAUACAUCAAAACAAUAUUCGUAUGAACCUACAGAGAUGCAGCAAAUUUUAAACACAACAUUAUACAGGGCUUCUGAUUCCACGCCUUCGAAUAAUCAGCCUGAUACAUGGGAUGAACAUACAAUUGAGAUUGAUGAAACCUACAAUGCAGAAAGCAGUUAUGAACUUGGUAUCGAUGGUUAUGAUUAUGACUAUGAAGAGCUGGAGCAAAUGUUUGAGAUGGAGAAUCCUAGAGGGCCUAAAGGAGAUCCAGGACCAACAGGACCCCCAGGUCCUCCAGGAUUACCUGGUCCAGCUGGGAAGAGAGGACCAAGGGGUAUUCCGGGCCCACAUGGAAAUCCAGGACUUCCAGGGUUGCCUGGUUCAAAGGGACCUAAAGGUGAUCCAGGAUUCUCUCCAGGUCAAGCAAGUCGUGGAGAAAAGGGAGACACAGGACUAAUUGGCUUACCUGGCCUUCUGGGCAUCAGAGGUGAAAAGGGUCCCAUUGGAUAUCCUGGACCACGAGGGCCACCAGGAGAGCAAGGGAUUCUCGGAAUGACUGGCAACUCUGGGGCUCCUGGUUACCCUGGCAGGCAGGGUUUAGCAGGACCAGAAGGUAACCCAGGCCCUAAAGGUGUAAGAGGUUUCAUUGGACCCCCAGGAGUGGCAGGGCUCCCUGGACUCGAGGGAGAAAGGGGUAUUCCAGGUCUAUCUGGAAAAAGAGGGCUGAAGGGGAGACAGGGUUUACAGGGUGAUUUUGGAAACAGAGGCCCACCUGGUCCUGAUGGAACUCCAGGAACUGUUGGUGGUGCUGGCCCUCCUGGAUUUCCUGGGCUUAGAGGUGUUGUGGGACCAGUAGGACCAUCUGGACCACCUGGAAUUCCUGGACCUCUGGGUCUUCCAGGGAGUAUGGGGCAACCUGGAUUGAAAGGUGAUAAGGGUGAACAAGGCGUUGCAGGAGAGCCAGGGGAGCCAGGCUACCCAGGAGACAAGGGUGCUAUUGGUUUGCCAGGACCACCAGGAGUCAGAGGAAAACCAGGUCCCCUGGGUAAAAUAGGAGAUCCAGGACCCCGGGGACCAUUGGGCCCUCCUGGACCUGAGGGGUUUCCAGGAGAUAUUGGUGUUCCUGGCCUGAAUGGCCCUGAAGGCACUAAGGGAUUUCUAGGUGAGAGGGGACCUCCAGGACCACCAGGUCCCAAAGGAGUUGAGGGAGAAGAAGGACCUGUCGGACCUAUUGGAGGAACGGGACCAAGAGGAAAACCUGGUCGGAAGGGUUAUGCUGGUGAACCAGGACCUGAAGGCCUAAAGGGAGAAAUUGGAGACCAAGGAAUUCUUGGGAAAACUGGUGAAACAGGUGCCAUUGGAUUACCUGGAGAAACUGGACCAUCUGGAGGCCCCGGUGAGAAGGGAGAAAGGGGUAGUCCUGGACCUAUGGGUCCUCCUGGAGAAAAAGGUGUUAUGGGAUAUCCAGGAUCUCCAGGUGGCCCAGGGGGUAUAGGACCUCAGGGACUGCCUGGGCCACCGGGACCGAGAGGACCUUCUGGACCACAGGGCUCUAAAGGUCAAAGAGGACCAAGAGGCCAGGAUGGUCCACCAGGAGAGCAAGGGACUCAAGGUAUUAAGGGAGAGACUGGUGACACAGGGAAAAAAGGCAUUCCUGGACUCAUUGGCAAAGCUGGUAACCCUGGAGAAAAUGGUAGUCCAGGAGCACCAGGCUUGCCUGGUCCUCCUGGAAGCACAGGAGACAGCGGUCCCAUGGGUGAACCAGGACUGAGGGGACAACAAGGUGAUGCUGGUCCUAUAGGAGAAACAGGCUUUGUGGGACCAUCCGGACCAGAGGGAGAGCCAGGACCACAAGGAGAACCAGGCACAAAGGGAGAUGCUGGACAUGUUGGCAACACUGGAGAGCCAGGAGAGCAAGGUUUAAGAGGUGUGCCAGGACCACCUGGUGAGGAUGGCAUCCAAGGGAAAGAUGGGCUAAAGGGCAGCAUAGGAGACCAAGGGCUUCCUGGAGAAGAUGGUGAAAAAGGAGAGACUGGAAUUCCAGGAAUUCCAGGCCUUCCAGGUGAACCUGGCAUAAGGGGCAUUCCAGGGCCUGAAGGAACUCCAGGAAGCCCAGGUCAAAGGGGUCGUCCAGGAAAAAAGGGGGAAAAGGGACAACAUGGCCCCCCAGGAGAAAUUGGAGUCACAGGUGAUCCUGGCCAGAGUGGAGAAAUUGGUCCAAAGGGUUCAAGAGGAACUAGGGGCUUUCUGGGACGAAUAGGAGCAAUGGGAUCUACAGGAGAACCAGGAAUUCCAGGUUAUGGGGGUCACCAAGGGCAACCAGGAGCAUCUGGUCCUCCAGGACCGAAAGGAGAGAAGGGCUAUCCUGGGGAAGACAACACAAUACUAGGACCACCAGGGCCCAUAGGUGAACCAGGGCCUAUUGGUGAACGUGGUGAGAGAGGAGAAUCUGGUGAUGCAGGAUACAAGGGUCACACAGGGCUUCCAGGACGCAUAGGUGCUAUUGGACAACAAGGGCCACCAGGUGAGCCAGGUGAAAAAGGUGAACCAGGACCAAAAGGGGAGAGAGGAUCUCAAGGUUUAAUUGGAAAAAAAGGAGUGAGUGGUCAAGCUGGGAAACCUGGACUGCCUGGUAUGCCUGGUCCUGUAGGUCUGAAAGGUGCACCUGGCUAUCCUGGACCAGAAGGUAGUCCUGGGAAUCCUGGAAAGCCUGGGUUAUCAGGACAACAGGGCCUUCCUGGUACUAGAGGAAGCCCGGGCAUAGCUGGACUGGCAGGAUAUCCUGGAACUCAGGGACCAAAGGGGUUACCAGGUAUGCUGGGAAACAUUGGACCACCAGGACUAAAGGGUGAACAAGGGCUUCGAGGCCAUCCAGGAAAGCAAGGUAAAAGAGGUCUUCCUGGGACACAAGGUGAUCAAGGCCCACCAGGAGAUCCUGGCUUGAAAGGGCAUGUGGGAGAAGUUGGAGACCAAGGUUUGAUGGGAUUUCAGGGAUUUCCAGGUCCUAAGGGUCCUGAAGGUGCCCUUGGUUUAAUUGGAAUCCUGGGACCUAAAGGCCCAGCAGGCCAAAUCGGAAACACAGGCCCUAUUGGUAAUGAAGGCAUCAUUGGCCCAGCAGGCAAACCUGGACCCAGGGGUGACAAGGGAUCCAGAGGUGAAAUUGGCCCUCAAGGACCACGAGGUCAUCCAGGUCUACCUGGUCCACCAGGGGCACCUGGUCCAAGAAGGCAAAUGGAUAUCAGUGCUGCUAUUCAAGCCUUGAUUGAAUCAAAUGCUGCAUUACAGAUGGAGAGUUACCAGAAUACAGAAGUAACAUUACUUGAUCACAGUGCUGAGAUAUUUAAAACUUUACAUUAUCUAACCAAUUUACUGCAUAGCAUCAAGAAUCCUCUGGGAACUCGAGAUAAUCCAGCUCGUAUCUGCAGAGAUUUGCUUAACUGUGAACGUAAGGUGUCUGAUGGAAAAUAUUGGAUUGAUCCAAAUAUCGGAUGUCCUUCUGAUGCCAUUGAGGUUUUCUGCAAUUUCACUGCUGGUGGUCAGACAUGUUUAUCUCCAGUAUCUGUGACAAAGUUGGAUUUUGGCAUUGGAAAAGUGCAGAUGAAUUUUCUUCAUUUGCUGAGUUCAGAAGCAACCCACACUAUCACAGUUCACUGCCUAAACAGCCCAGUGUGGGGAACCAGUGAACUACGUGCUCAGAAGCCUUCUGUCAGCUUCAAAGGAUGGAAUGGCCAAAGGUUUGAAGCAAACACACUGCUUGAACCAAAUGUGCUUCUAGAUGAAUGCAUGAUUCAAGAUGGCAGCUGGCAUAAAACCCAAUUCCUUUUCCACACUCAAGACACUAAUCAGCUUCCAAUUGUUCAGGUGAACAAAUUUCCUCAUCUCAAACAAGGACAACAGCGUUACAUUGAAAGUGGUUCAGUGUGUUUUCUCUAGGCUUCUGUAUGGAAUUGAGUUUCAUACAUUACGAUGAUAUUGCUGCAAGGAGUAAUGACAAAACUGUAGAAGAAGAAUAACGAUAUACGUUGGUGAUUUCUUAAAGAAUCUCAGGAAGAAAAAGACUUCCUCCUAAAAAGGAGAAAUGACUUUUACAAAAAGAGAGAGACCUUGACAACAUUAAUAAAGUAUUUAAUUUUUGAUUGGUGCUUUGUAUAGUAUUCCCAGGAACUCAAACUUAAGACAUAUAUGUGGAAAUUCUUCAGAGAACCCAAUGUUUUUAGUCGUCUAAACUGCACUGUCCAGGACACCUUAAGGAAGAAUGGAAGACUGCAGUACUAAGGAGCAACCUUGGCUAAUGCCCCCAAACGUGCAAUAGCUUGUAUUAUACUUGUAUGACAGUGAAUUAUGCCAUCAUAAAAUAAAUCUUUUCCUUAAACACUUAAGUUGUAUUACAGUCCGUUGUGGACAGUCCAUUGUGGACCUAGACAUCUUAACAGAUGCUACACUACCUCUUAUGUGUUUCCUGUUUGUGUUGUCUGGUGCUCUCUGUAUAACACAAAGUGUUUGUGGCCUUAGUUAAGAUUAUUUGGUUUCUUUUUUUAUUACUUUUUCAGACUGUAUGUGCUGGUUACAUCAAGAGAAUUUUCAGUGUAAUAUUGCGUCUUUUAAAAAAAAGUAUAUUUGGUCACAUACUUCAUUAUGAGUGAAAACAUUAUUUAUGUGGAAAUCUUAUUUUAAAUAUUUCUGACUUUAGACAUGGAAAAGGUACAUGAGACAUGACAUUGUAUCUGGUGCUUUUCAAAAGAACAGGAUUUUGUAGUAGUAGAAGAGCUACGUACAGUGGCCUUUAAAUGUUUUUGGCUGUGGUUAAAGAUUUUUAACUAUCCAAGGCCAUCUACAGUGAUGUAUUGUGUAAAUAUUUUGUAACUGUUGAGAAUGUUAAUACAGCAUAUAUUUAAAUGGCUGCUAUUAAAUUAUAAUACUCAAA
Messenger RNA from Sceloporus undulatus (fence lizard), 6486 nucleotides. It is a transcript of the gene COL24A1, whose product is annotated as collagen type XXIV alpha 1 chain. The record is from RefSeq and is a predicted model, not a curated record. Bases 441 to 5495 code for a protein of 1684 amino acids. Gene Ontology annotation, molecular function: extracellular matrix structural constituent. NCBI's taxonomy places the organism in Eukaryota, Metazoa, Chordata, Lepidosauria, Squamata, Phrynosomatidae. The transcript is spliced from 60 exons.